This is a messenger RNA of Portunus trituberculatus (swimming crab), 2780 nucleotides long. Its product is annotated as serine/threonine-protein phosphatase 6 regulatory ankyrin repeat subunit C-like. The record is from RefSeq and is a predicted model, not a curated record. The transcript has 11 exons. Gene Ontology annotation, molecular function: protein binding. The coding region runs from base 484 to 1863 and encodes 459 amino acids. NCBI's taxonomy places the organism in Eukaryota, Metazoa, Arthropoda, Malacostraca, Decapoda, Portunidae.
ACCUACACCAACACUACUUGUACCGGAAACAGGUGAAUUCCACAGGUAACAUUCACCAAACGUUGCCAUGGAGACAAGUAUGCAAACAACACGUGCGAUAGAGGAGCCUGAGACGUUAGCUGAGAAAAAAGCCUCCUUGAACUGUAAAAAAUAGAGAAUAACUUACGAGAAUAGAAGAGAGGGGUUGGUGUGACUGUCUUGGAAUUUUGCUUCGUUUCAAGGAUAAUUUAUAAAGAAACUGACAUGGAAAUUGAAAUGAAAAAAAGUACUUGCUUAUAAAUAUCGCGUUUCAAGAGUUACGUAUAAAGAGUGCAGUGUUUGAAUGAUUAAAUGAAAAAGAAGUAGUUGUUUAUACAUAAGCGUGAUAGCGUAUGAACUGUGAAUAAGACAAGAGUGUGGGUGUGUCUGGCCAGCGUGCGGAGGGAGGAGCGACAAGAACUGAGCUGUUUACAAGACCGUUCCUGCUUAGUGCUUUUGUAUACCAUGCUGGAAACUUCUCCGCCUAAAUCUAUAGACAUUAUUGAACAAGGCGUGGAGGCGCGAGUGGGAGCGGUGGGUCAUCACUGGAUACGGCUGGAAUGGGGAGAGGAGGGGCAGGAGGAGGAAGGAGACGAUAUGGGACUACAGGCCGAAACUGUACAUCCUUCUUCACGUCCCUCCAGCCCUGGGGAGGGAGAAGGAGUGAGUGAUGCCUACGAAGACUACCUCGCUCUGGCCUAUGCUAAAGAAGUGGACCCCGACACAUACCCGCAAGAUGAGGAUGGUUUGGCAGACGGGCCGCUUGAAGAGGAGGUGGACAGGACAGAAGUGUUUACAGAAAGACCAGUGAGGGUAUUUACUGUUCAGCUCCUGCGUCCGAGAACUGGCUGGGUUACAGUGUAUAAGGGAAGCGGAGGAAGCUGUCUGUUGCAGGGCCUCUCCCCUUCCCAGGACGUGACAGCCAGAAUACAGGUAGCUCAGGAUAGCACAGCCUCCCCAUGGACCUCUGUCAGCGCGCACACCAAAAGUCUCCCAGUCAGCGGGCAGGACCUGGUGGAGGCUGUGAGGGAGAAUAAUGCUACCUCAGUUCGCGAUGUCCUCACUGACCUUACUCGCUUCUCACAGGUGGAGCGAGUGGACGGCGUGGUGGAUGGGGGACACACGGCCCUGGUGGCGGGGGUAGCUGCGGGGGCCCGGGAUGCCUUGGCUGUGCUGGUUGAGCGUCGGGCUGCCGUGGACUCUGCUACAGAUGGGCCGCACCUCACCCCUCUUGCCAUGGCGGCCUGGGAGGGGCGCACCGAUCUGGCUAGGAGGCUCAGAACUGCCGGAGCUGACUGGAAUCUUCCGGACAGGAACGGCUUGACGGCUCUGCAUUAUGGGGUGGCUGGGGGGCGGCUGGAGGUGGUGAAGGCGGCACUGCAGGAUGGAGCUGACGUGAAGCUUCCAGCGGGCUCCCAUCCUCCUCUUAUGUUGGCUCUGGCUGGGAUCUCUUCACUGGCAGCAGCUUCUAGUAGGAAAAGGAAGGAGGAAGGAGAGGAGGAGGAGGAGGAGGAGGAGGAGAGACAGGAGGACAAGGACGAGGAGGUGGCGUGCAGAAUGGUGGAGCUGUUACUUGAAGGAGGGGCGGAGGUGAACCAGAGAGGGAGUGGAGGGAACACUGCCCUCCACGCCGCCCUUAACCUUGGCAUGGCGCCGCUGGCGAGGCAGUUGGUAGCAGCGGGAGCCGAUCCUCAUCUAGCAAAUGGCCGCGGUUACACGCCCACCCAUCUAGCACUCCUAACGGGCCACUCCCUGGAUACAGCUACACCGCGGGACCAGGACAAGCCGGCAAUGGGCGAGCUGGAGGCCCUAACACACCUGGUUGACGAGGAGACGCGCUCAUGAGGGAUAGCCAGAGGUGUUGCCAGUCCCUCUCGCCGCACGUCUCCCUGCACUCGACAACAGAGCGGCAUAAUAUUGUUCGCGACCCGUUAUGCAUUAGAGAGGCGAGAGUAGAGGCUGGGAGGAGUGAGAGAGUGGCAGAGAGGUGGCAGGGAGGGAGAAUGGUGCGAGAAAGGAUAAUUUUAUUGUUUCUCGCUUGUUAUUUUGCAUGUUUCUCGUUUAGCUCAAUACGUUUUGCUUUUCUAGUGAUGUUUUCAUCAUUGCUUGGCGGUGCAUAAGCGAGGCGAGGCAUGAGGAGAGAGAACAAUAAAUGAUAUGUUGGUUUUGUCGUUGUGAUGUCUUUUUAUCAUGCUUAGUUCGUCUUUCGUUAUUUUGUAGCUUUGAUCAUUUCAUUGCAAUGCGUGAGGAGACACAAAGAGAGAGAGGGAGUGUAAGUGGUGCUGGUUUAGUUUUUACUCGUUGUUAAUCCUGCCUUUAUUAUUACGCCUAAUAUAUUUUUGUCUUCAGUUCAGUUUUCGUUGUUUUGAAAAUUUUAACCAGGUUGCUUUUCGUUUGUACGUAGUUGCAUUUAAAGCUAAGAGAAGAGCGGGAUGACGUGAUGUUAUAAAACUAACCUCUCACUCGCUUCCAUAUGCUCAUCAUACAUUGUGUUCAUUGCCACUCUGAGAUGUAUUAGGAGAGGUGGUAAACAGUCUUGCAUGUUGAUUAUUCUUACUCUAAUAGUAUUCAGUCUCAAAAUAGACAUCUAGUCAGCAAGAACUCUACUAUAAUAUGGAAUAAUUAAUAAACCUACAGACAUAUGUAUUUGCUUCUGUACAAAUGUGUAUGUAAGCAAGUAAUCAGUAUGAAAAGUAUUAAUUUUCAUAAUUAUCUUGAUGUGUUUAUUCUUUUCCUGGAUGUUUGUGAAUAAAAAAAAUAAA